AUGAGCUGUUCCAAAUUAGUGGAAAGCACAAUUUCAACUCAUCUAUUAGUGUUGGUUUACAAAAUAGAAAAUGGCAUUCCAUAAAAAAUUAUGUAACAAGAAAAAUAUCACCUUAAUGUUUUUCAAAGGAUGAUAAAGCCAAGUUAGAAGUGGUUGAAGUAUCAUCAUUUGCACUAUGAUGUAGGAGUCAAACAAGGAGAGCACUCACAUGCAUUUUAGGAAGUUUACCCAGACAAUUAGAUCAUGAUUGAUUUACAUUCAGUGGCAUCAGCUUUACUGUUUGUCCUAUAUUGCUUAUCAUGGGUGUUAUAGAUUUUUUUGCAAAAAUUGUUUUAAAGGUAAAAUAUAUUGGAUAAUAGUAGCUGGAUAAAAGUCAAAAUAUUGAACAAAUGUUAUAAGUUGAAAAACUCUACUUAUGUUUAACAACUACUACUCUAUGCAUAAUAUAGCUGA
Paramecium octaurelia is the source of this 453-nucleotide messenger RNA. The record is from the annotation of a GenBank genome assembly. NCBI's taxonomy places the organism in Eukaryota, Ciliophora, Oligohymenophorea, Peniculida, Parameciidae.